Eutrema salsugineum is the source of this 1824-nucleotide messenger RNA. RefSeq names its product protein SHI RELATED SEQUENCE 1. The record is from RefSeq and is a predicted model, not a curated record. Gene Ontology annotation, cellular component: nucleus. NCBI's taxonomy places the organism in Eukaryota, Viridiplantae, Streptophyta, Magnoliopsida, Brassicales, Brassicaceae. The coding region runs from base 478 to 1659 and encodes 393 amino acids. The transcript is spliced from 3 exons. Gene Ontology annotation, molecular function: DNA binding; DNA-binding transcription factor activity. Gene Ontology annotation, biological process: positive regulation of DNA-templated transcription.
AGAGAAAGGAGGAGACAGAGAAUUAAAUUAGAGGAGCAGAGGGGAGAGAGAGAGAGAGAGAGAGAUUAUUAAGGUUAUGGCGGCGUUGCAGAGCGCGAGAAAGGCAAUGAAACCUCUCUGAUCUCUCUUCUUCUUCUUCUUCUUCUUCCUCUUUUUCUCUCUGUGUCUUACUUAAAUACUCUCUCUCUCUCUCUCUCUCUCUCUCUCGUACCGACAAACGAGCUUUGCCUUUACCAGACCCUUAAAAGCUACUCCAACUUCAAUUCAAUACACUACAAACCCAGAGAAUGAAUUCUCCCUAAACCCUAGUAAUCCUCUUCCUCCUCACUAGUCUCAAAGAUCUAGAGCGAGAAAUUACAUAGAGUAGAACUAAAAAGCAAAAAGAUCUUUGAUUUUGGAUUUUUCUUUUCAUUUUUCUUGAAAAGCUGAUUGGAGGAGAGUUGUAGUAUAUAUGGGUGGUGGAACUUGUGCCGGUGAAUGGCGGGGUUUUUCUCGCUAGACGGCGGAGGAGGAGGCGGAGGAGGAGGCGGAGGAAACAGCCAAGAAGAACACCGGACCAACACGAAUCCUCCUCCGCCUGUGUCAGAGUCUUGGCUCUGGUACAGAAACCCUAACGUCAACGCAAACGCAAACGCAAACGCUCCUUCCUCCUCAAACGCUGCUUUAGGCACACUUGAGCUAUGGCAAAACCACAACAAUCAAGAAAUCAUGUUCCAGCAUCAACAACAUCAGCAAAGGUUGGAUCUUUACUCCUCAGCCGCUGGUUUAGGCGUCGGACCAAGCAACCAUAGCCAAUUCGAUAUCUCCGGAGAAACUUCAAACGCCGGCGCCGGAAGAGCCGCGGCGCUGAUGAUGAUGCGGAGUGGCGGCAGCGGCGGUGGAGGAGGAAACGGUGUGAGCUGUCAAGACUGUGGUAAUCAGGCCAAGAAAGAUUGUGCUCACAUGAGGUGUCGAACUUGUUGCAAGAGCCGUGGCUUCGAGUGUCCUACUCACGUGAGAAGCACGUGGGUUCCUGCUGCCAAACGCCGUGAGAGACAACAGCAACUAGCCACGGUUCAGCCGCAAACGCACUUGUCACGAGGUGAUCAAAGCGUCCCGAAACGCCAACGGGAGAAUUUGCCGGCAACUUCUUCGUCUCUUGUCUGUACUCGCGUACCUACUCACCACAACGCUUCAGGGUUAGAGGUUGGGAAUUUCCCGGCGGAGGUGAGUUCACCGGCAGUGUUUAGAUGCGUGCGAGUGAGCUCAGUGGAAGACGGAGAAGAAGAGUUUGCUUACCAAACAGCCGUAAGCAUCGGUGGUCACAUUUUUAAAGGCAUUCUCUACGACCACGGUGCUGGAAGUAGUGGCAGUGGCGGCUACAACGUUAUCGCCGCCGGUGAGAGCUCCUCCGCUGGUGGUGGUGGCGGAGCUCAGCAGCUGAAUCUCAUAACAGCAGGAUCUGUCACGGUUGCAACCGCCUCUUCCUCCACUCCAAACGCCGGUGGUAUUGGAAGCUCUUCCGCAGCUGCUGCAACUUAUAUUGAUCCUAACGCUCUUUAUCCAACUCCGAUCAACACUUUCAUGGCCGUUUGCAGAAGUGGGGAGAAAUUAGGAGGAAAGUGGAUCUGUUUAUGCUUCUUCUGGUCACUCAAAGUUGUUGCAAUUUUAGGGUUUUAAAGGGAGAUUUUUAAUUCAAAUAAUAUCAACUUCUUAUUAUAAUGAUUUUGUGAGGAUAGGGUUGUGUAUUAUUUAAAUGUCAGGAGCACAAUAUAGCUCUUGUUGUCUGAAGCUUUGUUUCAUUAAUGUGUCUGUUUCUUGUUUGUGUAACACGUAACCUUAGAA